GGAGGCAGGGGGCGCCCCCAGCCAGGAUGCUGCGGUUCCUGCGCCGGACCUUUGGCCGCCGCUCCAUGCAGCGCUACGCGCGGGGCGCGGCAGGGCGCGGGGCCGCCGGGCUGGGGGACGAGCGCGACGGGGGGCCGCGGGGGGGCCCGGCCGCCGCCUCGACGCUGCCCGCCGCGCCCGGGGGCAGCGUGUUCCCCCCCGGUGGCGGGCCCCUGCUGACAGGCGGCGCGGCCGUGCACAUCUCUGCCGCCGGCUCAGCCAAGGCCACACUCUACUGCCGCGUCUUCCUGCUCGACGGGACCGAAGUGAGCGUGGACUUGCCGAAACAUGCCAAGGGCCAGGAUUUGUUUGAUCAGAUUGUCUAUCACUUGGACCUCGUGGAGACAGAUUACUUUGGCCUUCAGUUCCUCGACUCUGCCCAGGUUGCGCACUGGCUGGAUCAUUCCAAACCCAUAAAGAAGCAGAUGAAAAUUGGACCUGCUUAUGCUUUGCACUUUCGAGUUAAAUAUUAUUCUUCAGAACCGAACAACCUUCGUGAAGAGUUUACAAGGUACCUGUUUGUUUUACAACUCAGGCAUGACAUUCUUUCAGGAAAAUUGAAAUGCCCAUAUGAAACGGCUGUGGAAUUAGCUGCUCUCUGUCUGCAAGCGGAGCUUGGGGAGUGCGAGCUUCCAGAACACACACCAGAGCUUGUGUCUGAGUUUCGGUUCAUUCCAAAUCAGACAGAAGCGAUGGAGUUUGAUAUCUUCCAGAGAUGGAAAGAGUGCAGGGGAAAGAGCCCUGCCCAGGCGGAACUCUCCUAUCUGAAUAAAGCGAAGUGGCUGGAAAUGUAUGGGGUAGACAUGCACAUUGUCAGGGGAAGAGAUGGCUGUGAAUAUUCUCUUGGACUGACCCCGACAGGCAUAUUAAUCUUUGAAGGAGCUAACAAAAUAGGCUUAUUCUUUUGGCCUAAAAUUACCAAAAUGGAUUUUAAAAAGAGCAAAUUGACACUGGUGGUGGUAGAGGACGAUGAUCAGGGUCGGGAGCAAGAGCACACGUUUGUAUUCCGGUUGGACAGCGCCAGGACGUGCAAGCACCUUUGGAAAUGUGCUGUAGAGCAUCAUGCAUUCUUCAGGCUGCGGACGCCAGGGAACAGCAAAUCUAACCGAUCAGACUUUAUCAGGCUGGGGUCUCGCUUCAGAUUCAGUGGGCGGACAGAAUAUCAGGCUACACACGGCGUCAGGCUACGAAGAACCAGCACCUUUGAGAGGAAGCCUAGUAAACGCUAUCCAUCCCGGAGACAUUCAACGUUCAAAGCAAGCAACCCGGUGAUUGCAGCCCAGUUCUGCUCAAAACCAAAUCCUGAAGUCCAUAAUUACCAGCCUCAAUACCAUCCCAAUAUCCUCCCCAGCCAGCCUCGGAGGCACCCUCACUCUCCAAAUGUAAGGCCACCCUUUCAGGAUGACAGGCCCCAAUGGGAAGCACCGGCCAGUGGAGAUGACAGCUGUUUCGAUUAUGUCCACGACCAGAACCAGAAGAACUUAGGAGGAAUGCAAAGUAUGAUGUAUCGAGAUAAACUCAUGACUGCACUUUGAGAGACUGAAGCAUCUUACUUCCAUUCACCAUUAUAGUUUCAUUACAUUCCAUGAAAAGUGUCUUGGCAUCACAUGGUUGUGUUUGCAGAAGUGUCUUUAAGGAAGGUGUUUUUGGGGUCCAUGUAAAUGUUUCAAAAGAACCACAGUAGCUUGUCAUAAUUGACCGUUGACUGCAUUUUUAACAAAAUGAAGGUAGUUAAAGGCUCAGGAAUCAUUUUAAUAUUCUGAUUUUUAAAUAUGGAGUAAAAGUCUAUGUUUAUUGUAUUGCUAUGUACCUGACAUUUCUUUCUUAUUUAAUAAGUGCGGCCAAAUAAAACCAGAGAACUUGGGAAGAUAGCUCUGCAUAGAGUACUGUGGCAUACUGUGGUUGGGGAAUUGAGAUUGCUAGAGUACAUUAUCUGUCACUGUGCAAUCUUGGACAUGCUAGUUCCCCUUUGCUGGCCUCAUUUUCCCCAUCUGAGUGGGUUGGACUAAAUGGUCACCAAAGUUCUUUCCAACUCUAAAAUUCUGUGAUUUAUUAAAAUUUAAUAUUUUUAAGCUGAGGAUAUACAUUCAACCUAAAUUUCUCAUAGGAAAACUGCACAAUCCCCUUCUCUAACAGAGUUAUCCCUUUCAGAAGCUAAAUAUAAUAUAUAAUUUGUUAGAUGUUAUAUAAAUACAGGGAGACUUUGAAUUUCAUAUCAUAUAGCAAUUUAGCCACUUUGAGUUUUAGUGAUUUUACUAAUCAAAAAAUGUAUAGAAUCCCUUUUGAUAGACUUUGCUGCUCAAGUACAAGAAUAAUUUUUAAAUUAUUGAUUGGUGCUGCUAACUUGUGUGAUUUCAGAAGACAUACUUACAACAAACGCACACAGUCAGAAUUUAUAGCAUUUAAGGGUUGGGUUUUUACCCUAGACUUCACUCUUGUGAAAAGCAACAUUCAAUCCAGGUACUUAUAUGGCUCAAAUUAAAGUGCAUAAGAUUUUAAUGAAGUUGGGCCAAAGCAUUCUGUAGACUGGGUUAGGAUGGGUAUUGCACAGUCUUUUUGUAGAAUAUUGUCUUUUCAGGUAGAAUGCGUACCAAAAUAUUUAUUCCCCGCCCCCCAUUUCAAGACAUGAGUCCACUAUUUUUUCUCUUAAUACAUAGGCCUGAAUCAUUUUUUCAUUAGUCUUUUUUGUGAAAUCAAUUCUUGUGCCAUUUAUAUAUAUAUGUGUAAAUUGGCCCAUUUUAAGCCUUUAAAAAAAAUGUAUUGACAUCCCUUGAGAUUAUUGCUAAAAUUUUAUCUUUUUUUGGCUACCACAAAAAUCUAUCCAGAGGAGGGAGUCAGCUGCACACCCUACACGGUGGAGUCGAUCACCUAUAAACUCUCCCUAAGGUAUUUGUUUACAGGUAUAUUCCACUUGAGCAGAUGCGUAUCCUCAGUGUAUGUCUUGCAUACAAAUAAAUGUGUUCUGAAUCUUUUAAUCUUAUUGAUACUUUUUACAAAUGUGUUUCCAAAGAAUAAAGAUUAUUCUUGCUUU
Messenger RNA from Manis javanica (Malayan pangolin), 3070 nucleotides. It is a transcript of the gene EPB41L4B, whose product is annotated as erythrocyte membrane protein band 4.1 like 4B. Gene Ontology annotation, cellular component: cytoskeleton. Lineage: Eukaryota; Metazoa; Chordata; Mammalia; Pholidota; Manidae. Gene Ontology annotation, biological process: actomyosin structure organization. Gene Ontology annotation, molecular function: cytoskeletal protein binding. The record is from RefSeq and is a predicted model, not a curated record.